UUUCCAUACAGAAGCUAUAUAAUCGAAAUGGCCCAACUAGGAUCUCGCCCAACCGCUCCCCACGAGCUCAGCGCCAACACUAAUACUAUUGAUAUCAAGCUCUUCCCCGACGGCCUCAAGACAACCGGUCAGCAUGCCCCGCUCCCAGAAUUCGUGCGUCCCUUCGACAAGUUCCCGCGUCAAAUCACCGGUCCUACUGUCUGGCAGGCCGACGAGUAUACAACGCAGCCGGAGAAAUGGACUCACCGCUUUACGUCUGCUGAAAUCGACGAAUUGAGUGCCACCGCAGACCAAUUCAUUGCAGCGGGGACGCCUCUAACCGGCAUUUCCCAGGCCAACUUCCCCCUCCCCCACCUCGGUGCCUUCCUGCGCCACAUGCGCGACGAUCUGCUCAAUGGCAAGGGCUUCAUCCUGUUCAAGGGCCUGCCCGUGACGGCGUGGGGGAACCACAAGUCGGCGGUGGCAUACAUGGGCCUAGGCACGUAUCUCGGCUACUUUGUCAGCCAGAACAGUCGCGGCCAUGUGCUCGGCCACGUCAAGGAUCUGGGCGAGGACUCGACGCAGAUUGACAAAGUGCGAAUCUAUCGAACGAAUGCUCGGCAAUUCUUCCACGCCGACGACUCCGAUAUCGUCGGAUUAUUGUGCAUCGCUCGCGCACUUGAAGGAGGUGAAUCAGACCUCGUCUCGACGCACUCCAUCUACAACACCCUCGCUGCCGAGCGCCCGGACGUGCUCAAGACCCUGACGCAGCCGAUCUGGUACUUUGACCGCAAGGGGGAGACGUCGCGCGGGCAGGAGGAGUACAUUCGGACGAGCGUAAUGUAUCUCGAACGGGGGGACAAUCCGCGCGUUUACACCAAGUGGGACCCAUACUACGUCCGCUCCCUCACACGCUUCUCAGACAAGGGCGUAAUCCCGCCUCUCAGCGCCGAACAGGUCGAAGCCCUGCGCGUGCUGGAAGAGACUGCGCAGCGGCUCGCCCUGCAUAUGGUGCUGGAGGUCGGCGAUAUCCAGUUCCUCGCAAACUCGCACAUUCUGCACGCGCGCACGGAAUAUAAAGAUUAUGCACCGCCGGCGCCGCGGAGGCAUCUGAUGAGAUUGUGGCUGGCGACGCCGGAGAGUGAGGGAGGCUGGAAGUUGCCGUAUUGGGAUAGUGAUGAGAAGAAGAGGGGCGGUAUUCAGGUCGAUGAUCAGCCGCCUGUUGCGCCGUUGGAUGCGGAGUGACGGUCUACCAUAUCUAUAUGAGUGUAAGAUGCAUAUUCCUGACUGGAAAAAUCUGGUUGUUCCAUACAUGUAGUAGGUACAUGUAUUAGGUACUCAAUACUCAAUUCUUGCUUGUAGCAAUUACAUAAAUGAAAUUGAAUUAUUUCCCGAUUAGGCAA
This is a messenger RNA of Talaromyces proteolyticus, 1382 nucleotides long. Its product is annotated as taurine catabolism dioxygenase TauD, TfdA family protein. Lineage: Eukaryota; Fungi; Ascomycota; Eurotiomycetes; Eurotiales; Trichocomaceae. The transcript is spliced from 4 exons. Gene Ontology annotation, molecular function: oxidoreductase activity. The record is from RefSeq and is a predicted model, not a curated record. Bases 28 to 1224 code for a protein of 398 amino acids.